AUGCCUGCCAAGGGGUACCGUGGCAGCAGCAGUAGGCGCAUCGACGGCGCCGGUGGCACGCAGCAAGCCCCAUCGCCGUCGUCAUAUCCGCAGACACCGAGGAGCAGCGCGGCCGCCGAGUACAGCAGCAGCUACUACCAGACACCGACCUCGAUGACAGGAGCGGCAGAGACAGCUGCAGCAGAGGCAGCAGGGAUGAUCCCUUACAUUAACAGCAGUUACGGGCCGCCUCCUCCAGAUGACGGCAGUCAGCCACACCACACGCACCACCACCUCAGCAGCAACUACAACGCUGCAGCAAUCAUGUACAAUGUCGCACAGACGGGCAAUCAGGCGCCCGCGUAUGAUGCCCAGCAGUUCCGGGCACCACGACAUCGGCACCAUGCAGCCAUGCAGACGAUGCCCGACAUCACGUCAGCAUACCUCGGCGCCGACGUGGCCGGCGGUGCUGGCGGGAGCAGCAACGCGUCGGCGUCCAACUUGCAACAUCAACCGUAUCAGCAACAGCACCAGCAACGGCCGCGACAACGGCCGCAUACUGCCUCGUCUGCAGGGGUCUACCACCAGAAUCCAAACAGCAUGGCUUUUACGGAAGGUAUCCAGCAUCAACCACAAGGAGGUAGGCCGCCCCAGGGAGAUGAGGGCCAAGUGACGGAUGAUGAGGCAGAGUACUCCGAGGAGGAGGAGGUUGCGGAGGUUGCGGAGGUUGCGGAAGGGGGUGGGACCGUCGACGAACACUGGCAAGAGUACCAUCAACAGCUGGUAUCCGUGUUCGAGGAGAUCAUGGGGGGGUCGCUCGAGGCGGCGUCGGAGACUCUGCUGGUCAUUUCCAACUGGCUGUUGCCGCACGUGGCAGAUCUGGGCCUGACUACGGACAACUUUUCCAUCCACGGAGAACGCAUCCAGCUCUGGAACGACUUCAACCACGCCUGGCUCGCCCUGGGUCAACGACAGCUGGACUUGAUGUCCGGGGACGCAAGGGGCCACCAAGCCUCGGGAGAACCGCAGACGCCGCUAUCGCGGGAGAGGCUGUUGGAGCUCGGUGACGAGAUUGUCAGGUUCUGCGACGACCUUGCGCCUCAUGGUCUGGUGGACUACCAGUACGGUGUGUGGGAGGAUCAGAUUACAGAGGUCCUUGGGGAAUGCAUCGAUCUCUACGGUUCGCAAUGA
Molecule: messenger RNA, 1170 nt
Organism: Geosmithia morbida
Lineage: Eukaryota; Fungi; Ascomycota; Sordariomycetes; Hypocreales; Bionectriaceae
Exons: 3
Coding region: 1-1170 (389 amino acids)
Source: RefSeq, a predicted model, not a curated record